UUCCUCUCAAUCCAUCACACAUCAUUUCUCUUUGUUUUGAAGGCCAAAAGAGGAAGAAAAUCUGAUGUCACUUCCUUUCAUUUUCUCAGAGCAUGAAAACAUAACUAGGACAUCAAUAAAACCAACGUCAAUGUUUUCACACAUUCUCCUCUGACAUUGAUCACUAACAGGACACGAAAAGUUUGAAAGCUCCUGUCUGGAUCAACAGAGGCUGAACAGUGAGCAGACAUGGAAGCUGUAGUUGGACUGUUGAUGAUCUUGUUUGGAGUCUCUCUUGGUGUGGAAACUCACUGUGAUGGCAGACAGGAUGGAGCUCAGUGUUAUGGAGCUUUGGGAGGAACUGUGGACAUCCAGCUGAUGGACAGUAAUAACUGAUAUUACAAAAGGGCAAAACUCAAACGCAAAUGACCCUCAAAACAAAAGGAAUCAAACCAACAAUGAACUCAAAACCCUGGUGCAAGACCCAGGCACCAUGACCUGACCACUUUUUGUUAAUACUGGAAUAUAGGGGUGCUAGUUUAGGACAAAGGUGCAUGAAAGGACUUCAAUAAAACCUGACAUCAACGUUUUCACACAUUCUGCUCUGAAGCCGAUCACUAACAGGACACACUGCAGUCUGUUCAGAGCAGCAGCUUUUGAGGGAGAAAGUUUGAAAGUUGCUGACUGGAUCAACAGAGGCUGAACAGUGAGCAGACAUGGAAGCUGUAGUUGGACUGUUGAUGUUGAUUGGAGUCUCUCUUGUUGUGGAAACUCACUGUGAUGGCAGACAGAACAGAACUCAGUGUUAUGGAGCUUUGGGAGGAAGUGUGGACAUCCAGCUGAUGGACAGCAGCUCAGAAAUACCUAGAUACUGUCUGUUAAAGAAUUCAUUAAGAAUACUAGAUGUGAGAAAUAAUAAGGUUAUUCUUAAUACCAUAAAACAGAGCUCUGUUUUUCCCAGUAAUGGAACAUUUAGGAUCAAUAACCUGAGCUGGAAUGACAGUGGUGAAUAUACAGUUCAAACCAUUGAUUCAGAUGGAACAAGUACAGGCGAGCGGACUUUACAGUUGUUUAUUCAAGCUCCUGUGUCCUCUGUCCUGCUGGUCUCUGAGUGUCUGUCCCAGGGAGAGAUGAGGGUGUCCUGCUCCUCUGAGGGAGGGGACAGUCCUCAGUACAGCUGGACUCUGGAUGGACGCACACUGACAGAUGCUGAGCUCCUUUCUGGAAACAAUGAGGGUAACAUCAUCACUCUGAAACAGCACGUCUCAGGACAUCUGGUCUGCUCAGUCAGGAACAACGUCAGUGAUGUCUCCAGAAAACAGAGGAUAUCUACCUGUGGCUUCAUUUUCAUUAACUGCACUUCAAUCAAUGGGACACAGAUAUCAGGGUGGGUUUAUGAAGCCGAUAACACCCUGUGUAUUAAACCAACAACAAACCCUACCACAACCACACAAACUGCAGCGGGUCUGUCCUGGUUCAUACUUGGUUUGAAAGCAGUCGUGGUAAUUAUGUCAUUCAGUGGGAUUUUCAUCUACUUCACUUGGAAGAAGAAAAAAAUAUUGGAAGGCUCUGCUGAACCACAAAUGAUGGAGUCUCCACAGAACUCUGUUUUAAUGAUGGAAAUGAGUUCUUACUCCAACACUUAGUGUCACCUUUCACCUGCUAUCAGUUUGUUGUGUGUCCUUAUGUGUAAAUAAGCUUUAGGGUGAUUUUUAUAGCAGCAUUUUUUAUAUAUAGUUCAGUAAGAUUUCCCAUAAAUUUCAGUGCUUUCUGCAGUUUUAUUACUUGAAUACAGCAGUCCUGCUAAAAAAAAGAAGAAGAAAGAAGACAAUCAUGUUUCCUGUUAAUAUGUGAAAUGGUAAAUGGACUAGCUCUUAUAUAGCGCUUUUCUACUCAGUAU
Molecule: messenger RNA, 1879 nt
Organism: Archocentrus centrarchus (flier cichlid)
Lineage: Eukaryota; Metazoa; Chordata; Actinopteri; Cichliformes; Cichlidae
Exons: 7
Coding region: 696-1625 (309 amino acids)
Cellular component (GO): membrane
Source: RefSeq, a predicted model, not a curated record